AUGCAAAGAUUUCUCGCUCGAAUGAUUGGUGCUCAUGAUGAAACUCCAGAACAUCACACACCAAUGUCCAGUGCCUCUGAGAUGAGUGACCACUUCUCACCAGAUUUUAACUCCUUCCUCGAUACCGUUCCUUCCAUAAAUUCCAAACAUUCUGAUUCAUCAACUGCUGCCUAUCCCAUCACAUCGAAACAGAACCAAUUGGUUGUGAAUAUAGGAUCUGUUCCAUCAUCGAAUAUACAAUCAUCGACCACUGCAGCUGUUGCUCCAAUCAGCAUUGGUACCAAACUCUUUGACUCGAAUGUGAAUGUUAUGCAACCAUCCGAUUUGGAAUGUCCAUCAAACUUGAGAACAGGAGCUUUUACCUUUGAUCCAUCUUCAUCAAUUGUUAGACCUGCUGCUGGAGUGGCCACUGUUCAAACUGAUGAUCUUUCCAAGCUAUUGGCUCAACAUUCUAAUAGUCUAGUACACAAUCAAACAACUUUGGAAACAGCCAUAACACCAAAGAGAAAUUCACACAAUUUGGAUUCUUUAUUAUUGGAUAGUGAAGAUUCAAUAUCUCAAUUUAGUGUGCAAAGUAGUUGUAAUAGUGAAAUGACAAGAUCUACCAAAAGUAAAAUGUCAACUAAGAGUAUUCCAAAAACUCCACUUGGCACUUCAUCAACACGUAAAAGAGAAUAUUUGGCACUCACUAAUAACUUUAAUUCAUUCUAUAAUGGCAUGAUUGAGAAUCAAAAUACUAUUCUAAAUGCACUUUCUGAAAAGAAUCAAGAAAUCAUCUCUGAAAUUGCUCAAUCGAGUCAAUCCAUUAAUGAUAUGGGAUUUAAGAUUAAUGAUUUUGUUGCUCAACAAGUUGGUUGUUUGAAAUUGGAUUUGGAAAGGGAAAUUUCUCAAUUACAAUCCAUGAAUAAUCAAGUAUUACAACAAUUAAUUACCAAUCAAACUCAACUCAUUUCACAAAUUCAAUCCCUUAAUCAAACUGCACAAACUAACCAAGAAGAAAACAAAAACUUGAAACUCAUGCUCUCUGGAUCCAUCACUAUUGCCAUUAUUGGAUUUUUGGCACAAUUUAUUUGCUUGGUUUCGGAAAGAGGAAAGGUUAAUAAUAAUUCAUUGGGAAAAAUUGUAGGCUUGAGAUGUUUUAGUACAAGAAAUAAUUUACUAUCAUCAAAUCAAAAGAGAAUUUUGUUUUUUGGAUCGGAUUCAUUCUCACUGGAAACACUCAAGUUAUUACAUUCGGAAUUUGUAAAAACCAAUGAAGCUGAUUUGUGUGUUCUUUGUCCACCUGAUAGAAAGACAAUUAGAAGAAAUCAAGCCGAAUAUAAGGAAUGUAUUGUCAAGAAUUAUUGCAUGGAAAAUAAUAUUGAUUAUUUCCAUCCGAUUGAAACUGAAAAAUCACCAGAGGAGAGAAAGAAAAUUCAACGAUUGGAUAUUACAGACAUUCCGAGAGAGGAACGAUUAUUUGGAGGAAAUCAAGACAAUUUUACUCCAAGCUUUGAUGUUGGAGUGGUUGUGAGUUUCUCUUACUUCCUUCAGAAGGGAUUAUUGGAUCAAUUUAAAACAAGGGAUGGUCAACAUUCUACCAUAUUUAAUAUUCACCCUAGUUUAUUGCCACGUUAUAGAGGACCUGCUCCUAUUCAUCACGCCUUACUGAAUGGAGAUUCAGAGACUGGUGUCACAAUUAUGGAAUUGGAUGAUAAGGAAUUUGAUAUUGGUAAUAUUGUAAAGCAACAAAAAUUCAACAUUGAAAAAACAGAAACAUUUACUCAACUUCAUGAUAGGUUGGCAGUACGUGGGGCUGAAAUGAUGAUUGAUACAAUUCGUGCAUGUAAUUUUGAUUUUACAAAAGUACAAAGAAUCAAUCAGGAAAAUCUCACUAAAACCAUUGCUGCCACUAGAGCUAAGAAGGUCAACUUUGCUAUAGGUGAAAUUUCUCUUAAGGAUGAAAACGUAUUUACCAUUUACAAUAAGUGGAGGGCUUUGGAGAAAAUACACGUCCCAUUCCAAAACACAAAGAUUUUACUGAAACAAUUAGAUUAUCCAGUAAUUGAUUCUUCAGAGGAUAAUACUCCAAUAGGAACAUUAUAUAUUGAUAGCGACAAAUCUCUUUCACUCAAAUGUGUUGGUGGUAAAUUGAAAAUCAAAGCUUUACAAAUGGAAAAUAAGAAGGAAAUGUCAGCAAAUGAUUUCAUAAACGGAAAUAGAGGAAAACUACCAAUGAAAUUAUUGGCUUAA
Molecule: messenger RNA, 2232 nt
Organism: Naegleria gruberi
Lineage: Eukaryota; Heterolobosea; Eutetramitea; Acrasida; Naegleriidae
Exons: 2
Coding region: 1-2232 (743 amino acids)
Biological process (GO): conversion of methionyl-tRNA to N-formyl-methionyl-tRNA; biosynthetic process
Cellular component (GO): mitochondrion
Molecular function (GO): methionyl-tRNA formyltransferase activity
Source: RefSeq, a predicted model, not a curated record